This is a messenger RNA of Candida dubliniensis CD36, 2295 nucleotides long. Its product is annotated as kinetochore-associated Ndc80 complex subunit. The transcript has a single exon. Gene Ontology annotation, biological process: attachment of mitotic spindle microtubules to kinetochore. The record is from RefSeq and is a predicted model, not a curated record. Gene Ontology annotation, cellular component: Ndc80 complex. The coding region runs from base 1 to 2295 and encodes 764 amino acids. NCBI's taxonomy places the organism in Eukaryota, Fungi, Ascomycota, Pichiomycetes, Serinales, Debaryomycetaceae.
AUGAGUCAAGCAUCAAAUCCAAUAUACGGAUUGAGAAGAAAUAAUGGAUUUGUUGGAAGUUCUAACUCUGCUGCCACUAACAACAACAACAACAACGUUAACAAUCAUAAUGGUAAUAGAAUUUCUUUAGGGUCAGCUACUAGAACAUCAUCAAUAAUAUCUAAUAAUCUCCCAUUCAGACAAUCAUUAUUACAUGGGAAUUAUGAAAAUGCAAUCAAUACCCCUUCGACUUCACAACAACAAUCUCAACAAGGGAUACUGACUCUGCAAACGAAAAGAAGAUCAACAUUAUUAUCAACACCAGCAACUACAACUAAACGAAGACAAAGUAUGAUAGGUAGUAACUUGCAACAACAACAACAACAACAAUAUGGAUCUACUGCUUUUCGACAUUCAACUCAACCUUCAUCAACAUCAAUGAAUUCUCAAUUCAAUCAAGCAUUACAGCGUGUAUCUCCAUAUUAUAAUCCAGCAUCAUAUUCAUCACAAACACCAUCUUCCCAACCUUCAUCACAACAGCAGCAACUGCAACAAUCAGUAAUACCAACAUCUGCAUCAUCCUCUCAACAACAGCAACAAUCAAUGGACCCUCGACCUUUAAAAGAUAAAAAAUAUCAAGAACUCAUACAAAAGGAAAUCAUUCGAUAUUUAAUUGAUUAUAAAUUUGAAAUUAAAACCAAUAUUGCCUUGACAGAAAAUAUUUUAAAACUGCCUACACAAAAGAAUUUUAAUGCCAUAUUUAAAUUUUUAUAUAAUCAACUUGACCCUAAUUAUAUUUUUAUUAAACUGUCAAUUGAACAAGAAAUUGUUACAUUAUUGAAAUUAUUAAAUUAUCCUUAUAUGCAUACAAUUACUCGAUCACAUUUUAGUGCUGUUGGAGGUAAUAAUUGGCCAACAUUUUUAGGAAUAUUAUAUUGGUUAGUGGAAUUGAAUUUAUCAUUACUGACUUUAAAUGAUGAUGAUUUUUUAGCAGAUGAUGAUUUUGAUAAAAUAUUCAUUGAAUAUAUUUGGAAAUCAUAUAGUUUGUUUAUUAAUGAUGAAGAAGAGGAUGAAGAAUCCAAUGGUGGAGAUAAGUUUUAUAAUGAUAUGAAAAUUAAAUUUGAUCAAUUACAAGAAAAAUUAAAUCAAGAAUUAAAUAAUGUUGAACAACAACAUGAAAAUUUAAUUAAUAAAUAUCAUGAAUUAAAUAAUCAAUUGAAAAUUCGUGAUGAUGCUCUUAAAAAAACUGUGGCAUUAGAAGAAGAUUAUAUGAAAUUAAAAUCAUAUAAUCAAAAUGUUGAAAAAAUGAUGCCGGAAUGGAAUAAAAAAUUGGAACAAUUACUGAAUGAAGUAAUAUCAUAUGAAGAACAAAUGAAUAAAUUACAAGAUCAGAAAAAAUCAAUUGAAAUAGAUUUACAACAACGAGGAAUAUCAAUUGAUAAAGUCAAUGAAUUAUAUAUUAAACGAGAUCAAUUAUCAAAAUCAAUUGAAACCAUGUCUAAUAAAAUUGAUGAUUUAAAAGAAAAAUUACUGGGGAGAUCAUAUGAUUUAGAAAAAAAUUUUGAUAAUUUAGAAUCUCUAACUAAUCAAUAUAAUGAGAUUACUAAUAAAUUCAAUUAUUAUUACUAUCAACAGCAGCAGCAACAACAACAACAACAAACGCAACAAUCACAACAACCCAAUAAUGACAAUCAAUUGAUACCACAAUUUGGAUUAAAAUUAGAUGAGAAUAUUAAAACCACUUAUGAACAACAAUUUACUCGAGAUGAAAUAUUUAUAAAUAUCAAUGUUAAACAAGAACGAACAAAUUUAUUAAAUUUCCGUAAUGAAUUAGAUCAUCAAAUAUUAAAUGAUCGAUCAUUAGCUAUGAAAUUUAAUGAAAAAUGUGAUAUUGAACAAGAUAAAAUUAAAGAUCAACAAUCAAUAAUUGAAGAAUUAAAAAUUCAAGAUUCUUUAAUGAAACGGAAAUUGGAUGAUUUAAAACAACAAAUAUUUCAAAUUCAAAGUGAAUUUAAUAGUCAAAUUGAAUCAUUAGAUCAACAAAUUAGAGAAACUAAAUCAAAUAUUCAAUCAGAUAUUUUACAAUUAGAACGAAAAUUACGUGAUGUUAAUUUAAAUAAAAGUUUAAUUCAAGAACAAUUAAUUGGUAAACGACAAAAAAUUGAUGAAGAUGUAAUUAAUUUGACUUCAUUUAUAUUAAAAUUUAAAACUAAUAUUCAAGAAAAAUUAAUUAAUAUUGCUGAUAUUGUUCAAGAUCAAUUGAAAAAGGAACAACAACAACAACAACAGCAACAAGAGCAGCAAGAACUUGAGUGA